UUUAACAUAUUAGUUUUAGCUAAGUAGUAAUGACACAUGAUUAUAUCACUUGUUAAAUGGUUGUUUAACGAUAACAUUCAGUCCUGUAUUCCUGAUUCAGUUUGUUUGCAGAUUCGAUGUGCGCUCACGCGUGACUCGCACUACUUCAGUUUGAAGAAGAUGUCAGGCCCGACCCAGGCACAGAGUCAGGAGCUUAUUCCUGGAUGUUCAACACCUCGGUCUUGUGAGUUCGUUUCUGUGGCCACAGGUUCGGCUCACAGGAAGAGAGAGAUGCAGAGGUCAGAUGAUGGACGUCCGUCCACUUCAUCCAAACACUAUCGCAUAGGCCGCUUCAGAUGCAGGACAGUUGUUUCCAGGAGCAGUAACAACAGAUCUGAGAGCCAACAUGAACCAGGCAGUGACGGAAACAGGAGUUUGUCCAGAUGCGACAGCUUCCAGUGGAUGUGUCCUCCACUGCCUGGUCAAGUUCCCAUCGAGCCAACCGACAUUUCUAAUGUCCCGACUGCUCAUGGUGCCGUGGAGGCUUCACCUGUGAACAAGAGCUCGACAGAAAAACCUACAAAACGAAAGAAGAUGAAAAGAAUUCGUUCAUUCCUCAGGAACGUGUGGACGGCUGUAAAGAGUCCGUCCGGCUGCUGUUCUGACAGUAAAGCUGUGGAUGUUGUGGAGCCUUUCGUUCCUCCACUAGAUCUGGACUCGGAGCCUGAUUCUGAUCCAGAUCACUCCGACAGCCUCAACAGUAGUGUGUCCAGUUCCGACAGCCUCAACAGGAGUUUGUCCAGAUCCGACAGCUUCCAAGAGGGGAUCUGUCCUCCACCGCCUAGUCAAGUUUCCAUCGAGCCAACCGACACUUCUAAUGUCCCGACUGCUCAUGGUGCCGUGGAGGCUUCACCUGUGAACAACAGCUCGACAGAAAAACCUACAAAAGGAAAGAAGAUGAAAAGAAUUCGUUCGUUCCUCAGGAACGUGUGGACGGCUGUAAAGAGUCCGUCCGGCUGCUGUUCUGACAGUAAAGCUGUGGAUGUUGUGGAGCCUUUCGUUCCUCCACUAGAUCUGCUCUCGGAGCCUGAUUCUGAUUCACGUCAGUCCGGUGUCGAGCCAAAUCAUGACUCCUUCAAGUCUCUCUAUAACGCGGGAGAGAUGAUUGGAUGCGGAGGAUACGGAAGAGUGUUCAAAGGAACACGGAAAUUUGAUGGCAAAAAGGUUGCUAUCAAGCGGAUGCGCAAGACUUCCGAGGAUCUUUAUCUCGCUAUUCCUGGGCAUCCCAAACCUCUCAUUGCAGAAGUGGCUGUGCUGCUAAUGAUGAGGGAAGAACCCGUAAGCCCGUACGCCAUACAACUACACGAUUGGUUUGAGCACCCUCGAAAAUUCACCCUGGUGAUGGAGUAUCCCGAACCCUGCGAGAGCUUGCUGGACUUCAUCUAUGAUAAUCCUCAACUGGACGAAUCAACAGCACGGCUCAUCAUGCGACAGGCUGUGCAGGCAGUGCAACACUGCAUUGAGCAUAAUGUCUUUUACAAUGAUAUUCAUGCGGACAAUUUCCUGGUGAAGAAAGACACUUUAGAGCUCAAGCUGAUCGACUUUGGCUCUGGACAGAUACUUAAUAGUGAUGGGUAUGACAGCGACGUUUACAUUGGAGUAAAGUUUUACUUCCCACCUGAAGUCCUCACAGAGCCUUGGUUUCACCCCGUCCCAGUAAAUGUUUGGGCUCUAGGAGUGUUGUUGUACGAGAUGGUGAACACAUGUCCUCCUUUUCAGAAUCCAAAGGAAAUCACAAAAGCCAAAGUUAGAUUUCAGAAUGCCAACUUAUCCAACGGGUUGGACACACCAUCCAGUCUAUAAAGAACACUGGUUUAAAUGCAGGAUUGGAUGGAUAUCAUCCUGACAG
Molecule: messenger RNA, 1888 nt
Organism: Pimephales promelas (fathead minnow)
Lineage: Eukaryota; Metazoa; Chordata; Actinopteri; Cypriniformes; Leuciscidae
Source: RefSeq, a predicted model, not a curated record